Molecule: messenger RNA, 1230 nt
Organism: Aureobasidium melanogenum CBS 110374
Lineage: Eukaryota; Fungi; Ascomycota; Dothideomycetes; Dothideales; Saccotheciaceae
Product: extracellular lipase
Exons: 2
Coding region: 1-1230 (409 amino acids)
Biological process (GO): lipid metabolic process
Source: RefSeq, a predicted model, not a curated record
AUGCACUUUCUUCUGCUAUCUCUCCUGAGUGCGCUAUCAGUCAUCACGAGCGCACUUCCAGCUCAACAAGCUCCUCUGCUUCGCCAUGCUGGAGACAAUCGCACAGUGUCUGCCGAGUUAUUCUCUGACCUCGAGGAGCUCGCGCGCAUUGUCGAUAUCUCUUAUUGCGUAGGUCUCACUGGCACAGGCAUAUCAAGGCCUUUCAAAUGUCUCAGUCGCUGCUCCGAAUUUCCAGAUUUCGAACUUGUUAAGACAUGGAACACUGGCCAGUUGAUGUCCGACUCCUGUGGCUACAUCGCCUUGUCUCACUCACAAUCGAAUCCUCGCAUCAUCGUCGCGUUUCGUGGCACCUACUCUAUCGCCAACACUGUUGUCGAUCUUUCAACGGUCCCUCAAGAAUAUAUUCCCUAUCCUGGUGACCCGGGUUCAGAUGCCUCAAAAGCUGGCCAAAAGAAACCAGAAACUCCGCGAUGCAACAACUGCACUGUGCAUACGGGCUUCUACAAAUCUUGGAAAGUAGCUUCCUCUGCCAUCUUGCCAGACUUGGAGGCUGCCGUCGCAGCGUACCCCAAUUACGCCCUGACUCUUGUCGGUCAUUCCCUCGGAGGAGCUGUUGCUGCACUCGCUGGACUAGAACUCGACUCCCGAGGCUGGAAUCCGACUGUCACUACAUUUGGCGAGCCUAGGCUUGGAAACGCUGCCCUGAACAAAUAUCUUGACCAGCAAUUCAACUUACUCGGCUCUUCCAGCGAAGCUUGGGCAAACACUUUCGAUGAGCGACAAUUGCGAUAUCGCCGUGUCACUCACAUAGAUGAUCCAGUACCUCUGUUACCACUCACAGAAUGGGGUUAUCGUAUGCACGCUGGCGAGAUCUACAUCUCUAAGUCUGCCUUGACUCCGGAUGUGCAAGAUCUGCAGCACUGUGUUGGUGAUGAGGACCAUCAAUGCAUUGCCGGACAAGAUGGCAGUCUAGAGUCGACUGUCGCUACCCACGAUGACCUGAGAGCGCAGGUAAAACGCUCAGUCGAUGACCUUGCGGAGGAGCGUGAGUUGGAGAAGCGAGCCAUCGGUUCUUGGGUCGUCCCAUCUCGCUACAAGUUGUGGCAGUUGUUCUUCUCUCAUCGCGACUACUUCUGGCGUCUCGGUUUGUGUGUUCCUGGUGGAGACCCUUGGGACUGGAACCGCAAGCCGUACGCACCACUCGAUGGUAAUGGACAGGAGUCGACCUGA